AUGGGCUGUCUUUGUGACAUUGUCGGAUCUCUUGCUGGCAAAGCUGUUGAGUACGCUGUCGAGCCCACUGCACGACAACUUAGUUACUUAUUCAAGCCCAGGAGCAAGUUUCAGAACCUUCGGAGAAAAGUUAAAGACCUGGAGGAUGCAAGCGAAAGGGUGCAACAAUCUGUUGAAGCGGCUAACAGGAAGGGGGAGGUGAUUUUUAAGAAUGUCCAAAGUUGGUUGGAAGCGGUGAAGGGGAAGAUCUCCAAGGAGGCUGCAACACAAUUGCAGAAGAAUGAACAGAAAGCAAUGAAGAGGUGUUUUGCUGGAUUUUGCCCUGAUUUCAAGUCUCGUUAUCAACUUAGCAGGAAAGCGGACAAGGAGGCCGAUGCUAUAGCUCAGCUCUUGAUCCAAAAGGAAAACUUUGAUGGACUUUCCUACCUUCCUGCUCUUCAAGUGAGAGACAUUAUCAGACCUGUCAAAGAGUACGAGGCCUUCGAAUCAAGAAGCCGCGCUUUCGAUGAGGUCAUGGCUGCAUUGGAAGAUGAUACAGUUAGCAUAAUCGGAGUGCACGGUAUGGGGGGUGUGGGUAAAACCACACUCGUCAAAGAGGUCGCUGGAAAAGCCAAGGAGAAACUGUCGUUCGAUGAGGUGGUCUUUGUAGCUGUAACACAAACUCCUAACACAGAAAAUCUUCAAAAUGAGAUCGCCAACAAAUUAGUCAUGAAAUUAGACGACAACCCUAGCGUUGAUGUCCGAGCAGCCCGGCUACGUGAUCGACUGAAGGCCAAGAAAGUUCUUGUCAUCUUGGAUGAUAUUUGGAAAGAACAGGAAGUAGAAACACUUGGAAUUCCUUCACCAGACCAACACAAGGGAUGCAAGAUCUUAAUAACAUCAAGGAGGUUUGACGUGUUAGAAUCGAUGGAUUCUCAUCCAAACAUUUCAAUUGGAACAUUGAAAGAAGAUGAAGCUUGGAACCUGUUCAAGAAACUGGCUGGUCAUAUUGUUGAAAGAUCUGACGUACGGUCUAUAGCAGUUGAGGUUGCUAAAAAAUGUGCAGGACUGCCAAUCGCUAUUUCUACAAUUGCAAAGGCUUUAAAGCCUAAAGAGAAGCUGUUUGAAUGGAGGGAUGCUUUGCAAUGUUGUGUAGAUAUACAGUCACUGGAAACUGAUAUAACCUGCAUGAUAGCAAUGCGGAGAACACCUCUUAAUCCAACAGUGAUCGAGGCAGCUGUCAUGACACUCAAACACUCCAAUGUUGCACAAAGUACGGUUACAUGA
Molecule: messenger RNA, 1266 nt
Organism: Hibiscus syriacus
Lineage: Eukaryota; Viridiplantae; Streptophyta; Magnoliopsida; Malvales; Malvaceae
Product: probable disease resistance protein At1g61310
Exons: 2
Coding region: 1-1266 (421 amino acids)
Molecular function (GO): ADP binding; ATP hydrolysis activity
Source: RefSeq, a predicted model, not a curated record